Messenger RNA from Drosophila albomicans, 7660 nucleotides. RefSeq lists its product as uncharacterized. Gene Ontology annotation, cellular component: nucleus. Lineage: Eukaryota; Metazoa; Arthropoda; Insecta; Diptera; Drosophilidae. Gene Ontology annotation, molecular function: RNA polymerase II cis-regulatory region sequence-specific DNA binding; SMAD binding; DNA-binding transcription factor activity, RNA polymerase II-specific. Gene Ontology annotation, biological process: negative regulation of BMP signaling pathway. The transcript is spliced from 2 exons. The coding region runs from base 1209 to 5255 and encodes 1348 amino acids. The record is from RefSeq and is a predicted model, not a curated record.
GAACGGACGUUUUAUUCGAACAGUUGUGUGGCGGUCGUCAGAAAGCUCGCACGUGCGAACGCGUCGUCGCUACGUCAAAGUUCGCCUUCCCAUUCAGAAGCACAAAACAACAAAAACGACAACAAAAAUCAUUCAAAAUAAGAAAAAAGCAGAAACAAAACGCCGUGUAUAUCGUGUGUGUGAGUGUUUAAAGAGUAUAAAGAGCGAAAUACGAAAUAAAAAUAUUCAAUAAUAACGACAAAUCGUUAAGAAUGCAAAAAUAUUUGCAAGCACAACAAGCAUAUUAUUAAAAGAAGCGCAAAUAAGAAUAAAAGCAAUACAAAAAAAGAGUUUAUAAAUAGUGCACAAACAAGGCGGCAGCAGCAGCCGCAUUAAGAAUUUGUCAGGCAGCGGCGGCGUUUUUUUUUGCUUGCGUGUGUCUGUCUCCCUUCCUCCUUCACUCAGUCCAUGCUGUAUCUGUGUGCGUGAAUGCAAGUGUUCGUGUGUGCGUGGCGUGCCUUGCAUUAGUGUGCGUGCGACUGACUGUGCGUAUACGUGUGCGUGUGUUGGUGUCCGGCCGGUGUGCGUCUGUCUGCGUGUGUGUUUGUGUGCGUCUGCUGCCGGCCUUCGUCUUCAGCCGCAGCCGCAGCGACGUCUCGUCGGUUUCGUCUCGUUUGCCGCCGUCUCUCUGACGUCGUCGCCGUCGCCAUCGUCGUCGUGUGGCUGGCUUUUGCACCGUUAAGAAUUGCGAAUUGCGAGAAAUUCAAAUGCGAGGAAAUUCUAUUUGUUGUGCACCAAAAAGUGGCAAUUAAUUUAUGGCAACCAUUUUAAUAAGUGCAUAGAAAGAAAGACAAAUUUACAAAUACGUUUUGCUGUUGCAACGUCAACGUCGACGCCAACGCCGACGCGGGCAGAGCGCAACACGCGCGCCUAACAGUCGAGUAUAAAAAGCUCUCACGCUUAAGAGAGAAAGAGCGCAGCAGCAGCCCCAGCGCAUCGCCGUCGGCAAAUGUGCGAAAAUCAAAGAUGACAAAAGUGCCAAAAAAUUGUUAAUAUGUAUUCUUCUUAAUAAGCAGCAUAAUUGAGAACCCAAACAUGUUGUCGCCAACAACAACAACCACAUCACACUGAUAGAAACUUAAAAGAUUAAAGAAAGCAAAAAGCAAAAAAGAGUGACUGCAAUAACAACAACAACAAAAGAGUAGUGUCUAUCGAUAACCCGAUAUACGAUGACCGAAUACGUGACGCCAAUGAUCAGCAGCGUGCUGAAAAAGUAUCAAACUAGCGCAACGAAAAGUUUGCAAGGACCGGCGGUGGCCCUAAUCAAAAAGGAAAUACUCAGCUCCCCCGAGCCCCAUGAACUCCACAGUCAUCAUCAUCAGCAGCCCGUCAUUCGAGGGGCCGGUGCUCAACCAGGAGGCGUGGGCAACGGCAGCAGCGAACGCACACAAAUCUAUGCAGCGCCGCUGCCGCUGCCACCUGAACUAUCGCAACCGAUACUAUCGCAACCAGAUUCGGGAUGCGGCGAAUUGUACGAGACACGCUUGGAGGGCAAAACAAUUGGUUGCUUCUCACUGGGUGGUGAGAUGCGUUUGUGUUUGCCGCAAUUCCUCAACAAUGUGUUGAACGAUUUUACACUGGAGGAAAUCAAUCGGAUCUUCGAUGAGCUGGGCAUCUAUUGUUCACAAUGCACACCUGAUCAGCUUGUCGAGUUCAAGGCUGCCAAAAUUCUGCCAUCAGAUGUCAAGGCGAGUGGCUUGAUCACACGCACAGAUGCAGAACGUUUGUGUGCUGCCAUGCUGCAGAAUUCGGAUCGCAACAGUUAUGUGUCCGUGGAGUGUUUGCCAAAGGGUGCGUUGAGCUUUCAGGUCUAUCACAAGUGCUUUGGCAAAUGCGAGGGCAUCUGUACGCCGGAUAUGUAUUCGUAUCAGAAGCCCACGUGCAUCAAGUGCCUGGAGUGUGAUGGUUGGUUUUCACCCCAGAAAUUUGUGGGUCAUGUGCAUCGUAAGUCGGAGAAUCGCACCUGUCAUUGGGGCUUCGAUUCGCGCAAUUGGCAUGAUUAUCUGCAUGUGGCGUUGGAUGUGGAGAAUCGCGAGAAAUAUCAACGCAUCUUGGAUCAGCUUAAGGAGGUGGAGCUCAAGGAGAUGCACAAGGCGCAGUGUGAAUUGGAUCACAAGAAACGCAAGCAGGCGGAAAUUAUGAUGGAGGACGUAUUGCUGCCACUGGGUUUGGUGGCGCCGCCGCCGCCAUCGCAUCAGACGCUGCCCGCCAGCCUCAAGCAUCACGCACACCAUCAGCAUCAGCACCAGCAUCCGCAUCAUCCCCAUCAGCAUCCACAUCAUGCGCAUCAGCAUCACCAUCAGCGAGGCGCUGCCGCUGCGGUUGUGGCUGCCGCUGAGCUGCUGGAGAAUCCCAGCAAGAAGCACAAGGCGGCUGCGUUGAGUGCACUGCAUCCGCUGGACAUCCAGGGCUACCACCUGAUGUAUCACUGCAUACAGCAGCAGCAUCUGGAGCGUGAACGCGAGCGGGAUCGGGAGCGAGAACGCGAACGAGAACGCGAGCGGGAACGGGAGCGAGAACGUGUGGUGGCCAGCAGUGCGUUCCAACCCUGGAGAUCAGGUGGCAAGCCAACGCCAGCGGUGUGGCACAGUGCAUACAAUGCGCUCUCAACGUUGCCCUACGCCUGCCAGGAGCCACCGGAGCUGCAGAAUCCGGAGCGUGUGGUGCGCAGCACGGAUCGCGAGCGUUUCGAGCGCACCUAUCAGCCGAAUGUGGCGCUGGCGCCGCGCAAGAGCAUACUGAGCAAGGAGCGCGACAAGGAGCGGGAGCUGGAGCGUGAACUGGAGCGACAGCAGCGUCUGCGGCAGCAGGAGCAGCAACAGCAGCAGCAACAGGAGCAACAGCAGCGUGGCGAGCUGCAGCUGCACAUCAAACAGGAGCGCGCUUCGACGCCGCCGCCAAACUCGGCGGAGUCGCAGAGCAAUGGCAGCAGCAGCAGCAACCACAGCAACCACAGCAGCCACAGCUCGAACAGCAGCUCGCCGAUGCCCAACAAGCCAUCGCUUCCUCCACCCCCCGCCGUCGUCACCGCCGCCGCCGCCCCGCCCAGCAGCCAGAUAACAACAGGAAUAGCGCCACAUGGAGCGCGCCACGUGCCACGCGCCAGUUCCGUCGAGGAGUUCUCGGCGGGCGGCAGCAAUGAGAUUACCUCCUCGACAUCGCCGGUGCCAAUGUUGCCCACGACGACAACCACGCCCACGCCAACGUUGACGCCGACGCCAAGUGCCACGCCCACGCCGACAACGACGCCCACAAUGAUGACACCACCAACACCACCGCCACAGCACAACAACAGCAACAGCAACCAUAGCAACCACAGCAACAGCAACACACACAUCAUUGCCACCGUCAAUCAGCAUGCCAAGCUGCUGCCGACGAGUAGCAACCAUCACAGCAGUCACCACAGCAAUCACAGCGAACCGAGUCGCAUACGCAUCAACAAGAACCUGAUGAGUCAACAGCCCGCAACAGCAGCAGCCGCCGGAACAGGAGCAGCAGCCACUAGGGAUGUGUUGCAGCCACCUCAGAGUGGCGUCUACUACAAGACGCCUUCGUCCUCAGCUGGCUACUCGCCCACACAGUCUUCCGGUCUCAACCUGAGCACGCACUCCUCCAAUGUGGUCAGUUCACCACACGCCAAGCAACAACAGCAACCAUUGCACUUGCAACAGCAGCCAUUGCAACUGCAGCAGCAACCCAAUGGCAACGGGCAUGGCAAACCACAUCUGGGCAGCGAAUUUGAGUUGUCCACGGACACGGAUGACGACAGUCUCAAUGGGGAGCCGGACAGCAGCGCAAUGUUGCCGCCGUGGGAGUUGGCUGUGGAGGCGUUGCGCGACACUCGACCCAAGGAUCGGGAGCGUGUGCUGCAUCUGUUGCAGCGAUUGCUGCAGGAGAACCAACAGUAUCGCUACAACAAUGUGCAGCUGCGCGAACUCUUCCACAAGCAGGAGGCGCACAUUGUGGAGCUGCGCGAUCAGUUGCAACGUUGCCGGCGACAGCUGGAGGCGAUGGACAAGCUGCGAGUGGUGCCAUUGAAGCAGACACAGACUGUGCUGCGGCGGGAGAUGGAUGAGGAGGGGGAGGCGGAGGAAGAUGAGGAGGACGAAGAGGAGGAGGAGGAAAUGAUGUUGGCUGGCUCGCCGGAAGCGGAUAGCAAUGAGACGCUCACGCAGGAUCAGGCCAACAACAACAACAAUAAUCACAACAACCACAUCAACAAUAAUAAUAACAACAACAACAACAACAACAAUGGCGAGCUCAAGCCAAAUGGCUUGCGACGCAGUCCCACGCCUCUCAAGGAUGAGGAAGAGGAGGAGGACCAGCAGCAGGAGCAGGAGCAACAGCCACCGGCAAGCAAGCGUCUAAAGCUGCAACAGGACGAAGAAGCGGAGGAGGAGAAGCAGCAGCAGUUGAAUGGACACGCCAAGAGCCCGAGUCCAAGUGGCGUCAGUCGCUCCACCGAGGAGCAAAGCGAGGACGAAGAGGAGGAGGAGAUGGACGAUGAGUUGGACAUGGAUGAGGAGGAGCCAGAGGAGGAGCCAGAGGAGGAGCAGCAUGGAGAGCGAUCAGCGCAGGCGCCGCAUAGCCAAGCACUGGGAACGCCGCCCACAGCGACCACGCCCAUCUCGCCAGAUUCGGCAGCAACUGCCGGACAGUUGUUUGACAGCAGCAACAGCAGCGAUGCGUCAUCCAUGAAGAAGGCGCAGAUGUCCGCCUGCCAUGCACUGGCCAAGAUUGCCACCAGCAGCAGCAACAACAACAACAGUGAGGAGACGGAAGCGGAGGGCGAGGAGGAUGAAGAGGUGGAGGAGGAGGACGAUGAAGAGCAGCAGCAGCAACAGCAGAAGAAGCGACAGAGGCAGCGGCAAUCGGACGAUGAAUCCGACGAUGACGAGAUGCCGCUGCAGCAGCGACAACAGCAGCAGCAGCUGCAGCAACAACAACAACAACAGCAGCAGCGACGGCCGCGACGCGAGCCAACAGCAGCGACGCCGACAGAGACGCCGAAUUUGCCGACGCCAGUUUUAAUGGCGACAAAGGCGAGCAAGAAGCAGACGCCGCCAACGCCGACGUCAAUGCUGACAACAACUGUAACAGCAACAGCCACAGCAACCGCAGCAACAACAACAUUAUUACCAACAACAACAGCAACAGCAAUAAGCCCAACAACAACAACGAACUGCGAAUUACAAAUCAAAAAGGAGAUUGUCUAAGCACAAGCUAGCAGCCCACACACCCCUUCUCUCACCCCUUCCCCCAGCAUGUCCACACUCUUCUCACGCAGCCUGGAUCGCAUUGCAAUCAACAAACAGUUAGCCAAUAGAUCGUAUAGUCGUCUCUUUUACACACACGUACACACGUAUAUACGCAUGCAGGAAACUUGCUAGAAGUUUCGCUGCUUAGCUUUAAGUCUGGCCCUGACCUGCCUGCCUCCUGCCUCCUGCCCCCAAAGUCCCCUCUCUCUUCCCACAGCUAUUGUAUGCUCAACGCUUAACGCACAUUGAAAAUACCCUGUACAAUGACGGGGUAUACUUUUCGAAACUUUUCUACCAACAAUUUUAGCUUGUUUUGAUCUCACGUAUAACACAAAAUUUGUUAGGCUUCCAAAUCGCUGUUCUAUUUCUAUUUCUAUUUCUUAUCUAUACUUAUUUUCUGUAAUCCUUCAACUUUGCUGCAGAAAUUAUCAACAUUGAAACCAAAGCUUUAAAAACAAAAACAAACAAAAAAAAACAAACAAAAACAAAACAAAUGGAGUAUAAACAAAUUGAUUUUGUAUAUUUGAGAGACCACAAUUUAUGCGUGUGUUUGAAUUAUUAUUUUAUAAUUUACUCUAAUUCUUAAACUAAUUCUAAAGCUAAUUCUAAUGCUAAUUCUAAUGGCUAAUUCUAAUUAGUGAUUAUGUGUACAUUUUAAGAUAACAAAAAAAGGAACGGAAACUUUGAAGACAUUUAAAAGAGAUACUAACUCAAAGCGAGGCUUGCAAAAUUUUUAGCAAAUUAUUCAACAAAAAAAAAAAACAUAAGAAAACUUAUUUCAAUUUCUGUCUGAUUCGUGAAAAAGUCCGCACAGCGGUUAAGGGUUUUUUUUUCGGACCCAAUUGAUCCCAACUCCCAAAAACUUCCCCUCAAAUUUAAUUAGUACGUUUAAUGCUUAACUUGUAAUCGUAGCUAUUUUAUUUUAGUUUAAUUCUAACUCUAAGUUGGAAGCUAAAACAGAAAGAGAAGUAAAAGAAAGACCGUAGCGAGAGCGAAGAAGUGAAGAGGAGAGGAAAAUACACACACACAAAAUGAACCCACCACUGAGUAAAUAACAAGAUAAACAAGAUAAACGAUAAGAAAACGAAUUGCUAAAACAAAUCUAAGAAAACUUACACGUACUAUAAAUAUUUUACAACACUGAAAAGUUGCCGCGUUAAAUUGAACAAAUUUAUACAAUACAACUAAACAGAAAGCAAAAAACAAAACAAAAUUUAUACUUAUAUAUAUAUCUGCUAUAUAUACAAAUCGUACGAGCGAUUUUGAAGAAUUCUGCGCUCGUCUUUAAGCAUAUUUACAUAUGUACACGUACAUACAUAAAUACAAACAAACAAACAUAUAACGAUACAUUAAUAUUUAUUGUAGCUUCUAAUUGAACAAUUUAAUUAACUGUAGUUUUCUGUUUUCACAUGUAAGCUUUGCUUUUUGUAGGCAUUUAGUUAAAUAGUUUAUAAACAACAACACAACAAAAACAAAUGUCAUGGAAAUUGCAAAUAUUAAAAGGAAUGGAAGAAUGAAGAAGAAGAUGAUCUAGCUUGUAGAAAACAAAUAUAAGAACUUUGUCUUUGUACUAUAUGAAUGGCAAAUACUCGUAAUUGAAUUUUUGUAAAUAUCAUUUCUGUCGAUAAUUAUCGAUAUCGUAUACUCGUAUUUAUAUAUGUAUAUCUAGGUAUAUGUAUAUCGUAACGUACUUUUUCAUUUCGUUGCCAACAUUUUGUGAAUUAUAGAAUUAUAUUCUUUGGUAUACCUAAAGGAAUACAAAAUAAACUAAGAAUGGAGAAUAUGGUGAGCAGAUGACGAAAGAAUCGAUCGAUAGAUAGAAAACCCCCAAGCCAAGAGCCAAGCGAAAGCGCGCACAGAUUUCAAAAAUCUAUAAACUUUUGUUAAACAUAUUUCAUAAAUUAUUUAUGCCUGUGUGUUUUGUACUUUCUAAAAGAAACAGGGAAAUGUAAAUCCCAUUUCCUUUAUUCUCUUACGUGAUUUUCGAAAUUAGCAAACAACAAAAACAAACACCCCCAACUAAAAACCCAACUUCAAACCAAAAUUUAAUUAGCCCCUAAGAGUCGCCAGCGGAAAAUGUGUAAAAUUGUAUAAAUUACCAAUUAAAAAACAAAAAACCAAUAUGAAUUAAAUAUAUUAAAGCAUAUGUAUACAUACAUUUAAAGAUAAAACGAGUUACAUUGUGAGAAAUUAAGUAAAACAAAAACAAAAACAUAAACAAUUGUUAUUCAAAUUUAAAAAGUUAUAAAAAUUAUAUGCAACAGCAAACAAAAAACAACAACAAACAAACAAACAAACAAAAAAAAAGAGUAAAUUACAAAUUGCUAUGCAAAAGUAAAUAAAAAUAAAAAUAUUUAAAACAA